Saccostrea echinata is the source of this 2133-nucleotide messenger RNA. Its product is annotated as cyclic AMP-dependent transcription factor ATF-7-like. Gene Ontology annotation, biological process: regulation of transcription by RNA polymerase II. The coding region runs from base 110 to 1903 and encodes 597 amino acids. Gene Ontology annotation, molecular function: DNA-binding transcription factor activity, RNA polymerase II-specific; cAMP response element binding. NCBI's taxonomy places the organism in Eukaryota, Metazoa, Mollusca, Bivalvia, Ostreida, Ostreidae. The record is from RefSeq and is a predicted model, not a curated record. The transcript has 10 exons.
CCGGAAGUGUCGCCAUUAGAAAAAGAUUUUUCAUUUUUCGUGUUUCAGCAAGUCAUCAAUUUUGUGUGAUUGUUAAUUAAUGAUCAUUUUGUCAACUGUGUGACCCAAGAUGGAGGAUGAAGAUGACAAACCAUUUGUGUGUUCUGCACCUGCUUGUGGACAGAAAUUCACUAAUGAAGACCAUCUUGCUGUUCACAUGAGGAAACAUGAGAUGUCUUUAGCCCUGAACAUGGGUACAGGCCUUACCCCAGGCUCGGGAAGGUCACCACUCUCUGGUCUUAUGCCUCCAGGUCUAUUUUUAGAUCAAACCCCCACACCAACAAAAUUCCUGAAGAACUGCGAAGAGAUAGGGUUGUUUAAUGAACUAAAAAAUCCAUUUGAGGAGGCAUUUAAAAAGGCAUUGGAUACGGAACCUCAAACUGAUACCUCUAGUGCUGCUGUCCUCCCAGGUCCAGACUCCAAUGAGCUCAACACCCCAGUCCCUCCCAUCCCCCGUACAGUGGAGGAUCUAUCCAGUGAUAAAAAUAAAUCAUGUGAAACGUCUACAAAAACAGAUCUGACCUCUCUAGUGCUAAAUAGACUGAAGAGAGAGAGGGUGUCAACCGGACCAACAUCUACCACCGUGUCAGAUGACGAUGUUGUGAUAAUAUCAUCAGGGGCGUCCAAGGAGAAAAUCAGUAAACUGGUUCCCACAGUUCUGAACAUUCCCAGUCAGAUGGAGGCUGAAAGUUCCGUUCCCUCGAGUCGCAGUUUUACGUUAGUCACAGCCGCUCAGUCUACCACUGUAUCUCCUCCACGUUCCUCUGAGGUGCAGGCACCAACCAUAUCAACCCCACCCCAGAACACCAUGCAGGUCUUCCUACAGCUCCCCAAUGGCCAGACAGUCCCCGUUCAAAUACCAGCCAACACCCCUGGAGGAUUCCAGGUUGUUCAACCAAGCAUAAUGACCAGCCGAGUGGAACAGGCAGCCAUAAACACAGCUAUACAACCUCAGACUGUUAUAUUGCCAGCUCAGACAGUGGCAUCAGCACAGUCCCAGUCCAACCUCACCAAACAGAGAUUAAAAGCAGCAAUCCAGUCACAGACUAUUCCCUCUCCAGUCACCAAGCACUCCCCACAGGGAUAUACCACAAUCCAGAUAUCCCCGGGGGUCAGACAGUCAACCCCUCCCAUCAGCUUACAGAUAUCUCCAGAGGUUACACCAGGGAUUCCAAAUAUCUCUGGCGUUGAGGCCAUUUCACCGCAGUCCUUUGACAGCAUUAAAUCAGAAUUGCCCUCGCCUGGGGCAGCAGAUUCCACUGUUAACAUUAAGCGACCAAGAACAGACGAUGAUGAUGGAGAUGACAGGAGAAAGAAGUUUCUGGAGAGAAAUCGUGCCGCGGCUGCUCGCUGUCGACAGAAGAGAAAGAACUGGAUCACCAAUCUGGAGAAAAAGGGAGAUGAGCUCCAGACUACAAACAACAAACUUCAGAGUGAAGUCAAUUCGCUGCGAGCUGAAGUAGCACAGUUGAAGACCUUGCUCCUGGCACACAAAGAUUGUCCAGUGACAGUGCAGCAAAGAUCACAAGGACAACUCCCAUUGUCUUUAGCAUUGACAGAUCAGGUAGUCACAGCUACCCAAGCAACCUCUGUGGCCCAUAACGUGACAGAGCUAACAGGAGCCACCUCCACUGCCCCCAAGGAACUGAUAGAGUCACUGACCAGUGCAGGACUUAUACCAGGGGCUAUAGUCAAGACAGUGGACUCAGGCUUGAUCACCACUCAGAUUGUUGGGCAACCGGCCUCUGUGCCACAACCCACCACCAUAACUCUAAACCAUCCGGUGCUGACCGGAAAUAACCAGAAGAUCUACACCAUUAUUCCAAAAGUGAUCAAAACUGAGUCACCACAGCUGAAAAAAUAACCCUGGUACAUCAGUAGGUUUUCUACUGAUGGUAAAAAAAAAAACUUAUUUAGACACCAAUCAGUCAUGUCAUUGAUGAGUGAAUGAGAAAGAGCGUUAAUUUGUUAAACUUUGUAAAAAUUUAAAAGUUUGUUUAUAGAUAUUUUGCCUCAUGUUUACAAGCAUGGUUAUUGAUUUUAAAGAUAGGAGAGUAAUAGCAUUUUUUUAUUUGGAAUGUGUGAUAUUCAUGC